Messenger RNA from Penicillium canariense, 3189 nucleotides. It is a transcript of the gene aof2, whose product is annotated as putative lysine-specific histone demethylase Aof2. The record is from RefSeq and is a predicted model, not a curated record. The coding region runs from base 1 to 3189 and encodes 1062 amino acids. Gene Ontology annotation, molecular function: protein binding; oxidoreductase activity. Lineage: Eukaryota; Fungi; Ascomycota; Eurotiomycetes; Eurotiales; Aspergillaceae. The transcript has a single exon.
AUGCACGCCACGUCGUCUUUGGCGAUACCGCCGCUCGCGGGUAUUCCUCCGAAACAACAUCCCUCCGCGAACCACGUGGCUUCAAAUGGCUUUUCAAAUCUUGAUAUACACGCCAAAAUCGAGUCGUCCGAACCUGAACACUCGGAGCCGUCUGUGAAGAGGCUUCGAACUGACAGCGGUCCUCUGACCCCUCUUGCUCAUUCCUCGCCUACGGUGGCCUUGGAAUAUCAGCAGGGGCCUGUUAGCCUUCAAUCUGUCUCGCAUGCGACCGUCACCGAUAGCAUCCAUAGGAUACAAAGUUCACUAGUGGAGUCGUAUAUUGGUGGAAGCAUAAGCACGCUGAACCAGACAACUACAUCGACCUCGGUCACAUCCUCCUUUGAGCCGGGGAAGUCUGCCUCUCCUCCGACUACUCCAGCUCAUUCUUUACCCACUCCGUCGGGUUCGUCGGGUGUCAGUGUGUUGGAUAACAUCAAGGUUGAUUUAUCCAAAUGUCGACCCCGGUCAUCCAUCCCGUCCAAGCUUCCGCCGUCCGUCUAUGGCCAGCAAUGUGUGGCAGCUGCAUAUGCGUCUCGACUUGAUCCAUAUGCAUUGCAUGACAAGGAGCAAGAAAUUCUGCAAGAUCAUCUCUGCCAUAUGCACGUUACCGCUUACCUGAACAUCCGCAAUGGCAUAUUACGUCUUUGGACUCGAAACGCAAUGGUCAGUGUCAGCAGAGAGGAGGCACUCGGCUGUGCCAAAGACUACCGUUGGAUGAAUCUGGCUUCAUUUGCUUAUGACUGGCUGGCGCGGUAUGGAUACAUCAAUUUCGGCUGCGUCGAGGUCCCCAUGCCUUUGGUGCCUCCCCGACGAGGACGCCGAAAAGAAGGACCUGUCAUCCUUGUCGUGGGAGCCGGUGUAGCAGGACUUGGUUGUGCGCGGCAACUAGAGGGUCUCUUCAAGCACCAUCGUGACGCAGAGACAGAACCUCGGGUCGUUGUGAUUGAAGGACGUCCACGAAUUGGCGGACGAGUCUACUCACGUCCUCUCCACAGUCUUCAAUCUGAGAUUUUGCCAUCGGGCCUUGUUCCCAAAGCAGAAAUGGGUGCCCAGAUUAUCAUCGGCUUUGAUCGUGGGAAUCCUCUUGAUCAAAUUGUUCGUGGCCAACUGGCUCUUCACCACCAUCUGCUGCACGACCUUUCCACGAUCUAUGACUUUGAUGGUUCCCCCGUCCCCAAUUCACAGGAUGAAAUGGCCAAUAAACUCUACGAAGAUGUUUCGGAACGAGCCUUCGCCUAUCGUCAUAAGAAACUUGUCAAGCAAACUGCCGAGGGCGACCGCGAGAUGAUUGACGAUGGAAGAGAGACUGCCGUGGACGAUGGUCUGACCGUACGACAAUGGGAGGAGGCACGAGCGACAGGUACCACUGAUUCUCUCGUCCCUACCAAACGAAUUCGCCGACGUCGAGGAGUGGGACACAAGACAGGAGACACCAAUCCAACCAACAGUGCAGCGCCGAAGCUCGAGGGCGAUACAAAUGACCACCCAGCGGCCGUGGCAGCCCAGGCUGUGGGAUGGAAGUUGAACACCGGCUACACUGCAGACGAUACACUGGAUUUGGACCCCGUUGCGCAUGCUGCGAAACCCCAAACACUCGGUGCUGUAAUGGAUGAGGGAAUCAAACAGUACCAACGUAUGCUUCCACUGACGCCUCGGGAUAUGCGGCUCCUGAACUGGCACUUUGCAAAUCUCGAGUACUCCUUUGCUGCCAAUCCCAAUAAGCUCAGUCUGACCUUGGCGGACCAGGAUUCCGGUAAUGAAUUCGAAGGGCUGCAUUCCAUGGUCGUUGGGGGUUACAACCAAUUACCGUACGGUCUGUACUCUGUGCCUGAGAAACUCAACGUGCAUACCAACAAAAUUGUGACGAAAAUCACUUAUGAUGCCAACGGCACGGGAAUCCGCAAGGCGGUUGUCCACUGCGAGGACGGCGAAAAGUUUGUAGGCGAUCACGUCGUGUAUACUGGCUCUCUCGGCACCCUCCAGCAUCACUCUGUUCAAUUCGAACCACCUCUUCCUGAUUGGAAGCAAGGCGCAAUUACCCGUCUAGGAUUUGGCCUUUUGAACAAAGUUGUCUUAGUAUUCGACGAGCCAUUCUGGGAUACAGAGCGUGAUUUCUUCGGUCUUCUUCGCGAACCUGACAACCCUGAGAGUAUGGUCCAGGAGGAGUACGCCGCGAACCGUGGCCGGUUCUACCUUUUCUGGAACUGCAUUCGCACGACAGGCCUACCCGUUCUCGUUGGUCUCAUGGCAGGGGAUGCCGCACACCAGGCCGAGCACACCCCGGAUGCCGAGAUUAUCGCCGAAGUCACCACCCAGCUGCGAAACGUCUUUAAACAUGCUGUCGUUCCGGACCCUCUCGAGACCAUUGUCACUCGCUGGGCGUCAGAUCCGUUCACUCGCGGCAGCUACUCUUUCGUAGCAGCCGGAGCCCAACCUGAAGACUAUGAUCUCAUGGCACGACAAGUGGGCAAUCUCCACUUUGCCGGCGAAGCCACCUGCGGGACGCACCCCGCCACCGUCCACGGCGCCUACCUAUCCGGUCUACGCGCAGCAUCAGAAGUGAUCGAAGCUACCAUCGGCCCCAUCGAGAUCCCCGUCCCCCUUGUCCCGGAAAAGCCAACCACCAACAUCGUGACGACCCCGACGACUAGCACCGUUCCAGACACCCCAAAGCAUCCAGCGCCAGCCACAGCAUCGCGCAGCCCCAACGUCGCCGAGAAACAGCGCCGGCAGGCUUACGACCAAGCUACGUGGGCAGCAAUAUACGAGGAACUGGGCCCCACACCAGCACCACCGCCCAAGGCAGGACGCAACCCAUUCCUCUUGUACCAGAAGGACUUCUGGACCAAGUGCAAAGACCAGUGUGACGCGACUCGGCGGGCGGCAUCGAAUAACCCGAAUGCCAAGGCAUCUCGGGAUGACAUCCGCGCUGCCCUCGGUCUGAUGUGGCGCAAUGCUCCUCACGCUGAGAAGCAGCCAUAUAUCGACCAGGUUGAAGCUAAUCGUCUCGCCAACGACGAAGCCUUCGCGAAGUUCCAAGAGGUCGCUGUGGAGUGGAACCGCCGAUCGUACGAAGUCAAGCACAAGUGGUGUGCGGACAAUCCCUAUGAGAGCUGGCAGGUUCCGUCGUGCUCGUCUGUGGCCCUUUAG